AUGCCUGGGGUUCCAUCCGGAAAAGCUUGCGAGGCAUGCCGGAAACAGAAGAAGAAGUGCGACGAGAAACAGCCGGCCUGUGGAAGAUGUCUCCGCUUGAAGAUACCAUGUGUAGGCUCUGGCCAGCAACGCUUCAAAUUCCAAGAGGAUAAGCGGUUCACUAAGCAAAUCCGAAGAGAUCAUAAGGAUGCAGUUAUGCCUACUAUCAGUAAAUCUAAUGCUUCAUCAUCCGAUGGCACGCCUUCGCCUCCUGGCGGCGGCCACGUCCUGUUCAUCCAUGCAAAGCCGAGCAAUGGCAUCACAUUAUUGGCAGCCGCCUUUACCCAAGCCAUCAAACGCUCCACUGAUAUCCGCUACAAUCUCUGGUGGAGCUUCGGCUUGUUCCUCGAGGAUGUUCCGCGCCGAUUGGGCACUAACGAGGCGCUCGACCGCGCCGUCGAUGCCGUUACUAGCGCCCAUGCGGAUUUCUGUACCCGCCGGCAGGGAUCAGUGCAGUCAUUGACUAAGUACUCGGCCGCGCUGCGCACCCUGCGGGUCUACCUGGACGAUCGGGUCCAUGCGCAGGAGACGGAUACUCUGGCCGCGGUAAUGAUCCUGCUUAUCUGUCAGACAAUGUUGGGGCAGGGUAACCAGUGCUGGUCUGGACAUGCGGAAGGGGCGACACAGAUUCUGAAAGCACGGAAGGAGUUCGGACCCCGAAAUGAAUUUGAGGCGAAGAUAUAUUUGUCUUUGCGGGGCAGUGUGCUAUUUGAAGGACUCUUUAACGAAAGAAUUCAGCUCACGCAGGAGGAAUGGGAUUCUCUUAUCGUGAAUAAAUACGAUGGAGGAAACCCCGAGGGUCGGAUGCUCUUAAACCUCUCUCGGGCUCCGUCCAUCCUGCGUCGUGCCAGGCUCUUUGCCCGAACCGCAUCCGACCCAAGCGGCGUACAGGAUGAGCUCUGGGCCGUCUAUCAGGCCUGUAUGAUCAAUCUGGACCAACUCAAGGAAUCUAGCAUAAAGAAAGACCUUUCUGUCGCGACUGCGAUGCCCAGACCGGACCGAGCAUGGGUAGAGCGAUUGCUGCUCAUACACUACGAUCGCAUAUACGGCAUUGGUCUUGUGAUCACGUUAUUCUUCAACUGCAUGCUACAAGCGCUGGGGUUACAUAACGAUGCGGUGCAGUCUGAUGCCUGCUACUUUACUGAGGAGAUCCUCAUGCUUGCGGAGACAUCGGAGCUUCUUCGGCCCGUUGGCUCGGGCUAUCUUAUUAUCUGUCUCACCACUGCGUGGGCUGCGACGAAAGAUCCAGAACAGCGAGCUAGAGCUAUGAUGUGGUUGCAUGAUUAUCACAGUGACUUCAAUUUCCGACAGUUGGAUUAUUUGCAGAAGGAGCUCGAGUGGACCGCGGGGCAUCUAAACUUAGCGGAUUCAUUUCAGAUGCAUCGUGAUUUAGAGUACCCGCGCGGCUCUUUGAUAUAG
Molecule: messenger RNA, 1458 nt
Organism: Penicillium canariense
Lineage: Eukaryota; Fungi; Ascomycota; Eurotiomycetes; Eurotiales; Aspergillaceae
Product: Zn(II)2Cys6 transcription factor domain-containing protein
Exons: 3
Coding region: 1-1458 (485 amino acids)
Biological process (GO): regulation of DNA-templated transcription
Molecular function (GO): DNA-binding transcription factor activity, RNA polymerase II-specific; zinc ion binding
Source: RefSeq, a predicted model, not a curated record